AUGGCCUUCCUAUCCGACUAUUUACAGCAUCGUCGGGACUGUAAAUUCAAACAAUCCGAACGUGCACAGCGGAUACGAGAUCUUAACAGCUACCACGGCCCAUUUACCGCUCCGGAACGGAAAGUGCUCUCCAAGCCAAUCGAAGAGCUAGUCCAAGAUGUCCACAAGCAGGUCAUACAGCCCAUUGAUAUCCUACGCGCCUAUGGGAAAGCGGCGAUCAAAGCGCACGAGAAAACCAAUUGUAUCACGGAAGUUAUGAUCGGUGCUGCGGAGAGCUGGGUUGCCGAUGAAAGCAUAAAUGUAAAAGGGCCGCUGGCUGGUAUUCCCGUUAGCUUGAAGGACACGAUUGUCGUCGGAGGCUUUGAUACCACCGUGGGCUACAGUAGCAAUGUGGGGAACAAAGUGGAGAAAGAUGGGGGUAUGGUGAAGUUGUUGAAGGAUGCUGGGGCCGUGCCGUAUGUUAAAACGAAUCUGCCUAUCACAUUGUUGAGUUUUGAGUCUACGAAUGAUGUUUGGGGGCGAUGCACAAACCCGCAUAAUGAUAAGUAUUCUCCUGGCGGUUCGACGGGUGGAGAAAGCGCGUUACUUGCUGCGGGCGGCGGGAGGAUUGGUAUUGGCUCUGAUGUUGCAGGGAGUGUCAGGGUCCCAGCACAUUUCUCUGGGAUUUACGCUUUACGGUGCUCUACUGGGCGAUGGCCCAAGGCUGGAAUCUUGACUAGUAUGCCGGGCCAGGAAGGUAUUCCCAGUGUCUUUAGCCCAAUGGCAAGAACAUUAGGAGACCUUACAUACUUCACAAAAUCCCUGAUCAGUAUGGAACCAUGGAAAUACGACCACUCGGUCCAUCCCAUAUCAUGGCGUCCUGAAAUAGAGCGGGAAAUUCAACAGACGAAGAAGUUUAGAGUUGGUCUGCUCAAAACUGAUGGCGUCGUUGACCCUAGCCCAGCCUGUGCAAGAGCGCUCGAUGAAGUGGUAGCAGCGUUGAGGAAAGCAGGCCACGAAGUCAUCGAUAUAAAUCCCCCAUCACCAUACGAAGCCCUCUGCCUCGCUUCCCAACUCCUCAAUUCUGACGGCUGCAAAACAUUUAAAUCAUUCCAACGAACGGGGGAAUGGAUGGAUCCCGGCGUGAAGCAGAUGAGCUGGCUUAUGUCACUUGCCUCUCCUUUCAAGUGGAUCUACUACCUUUGGGUUAAGUAUGUCCGACGCGAUGAAAUUUGGGCUGGUAUUGUCCAGGGUUGGAAGGAGAAGUCUGCUUAUGAACAGUGGAAGUUAGUCGCGAAGAGGGAGGCGUAUAAAGCUCAGUGGCAUGAGUGGUGGGAACAAGAGACGAAGAUUGAUUUUAUGAUUACGCCCCCGAACGCGACACCUGCUGUUCCGCAUGAUGGGAUGCACGAUGCUGUGAGCAGUUGCGGUUAUACAUUUUUAUUCAACAUGCUUGAUUAUAGUUCCGGUGUUAUGCCCAUCACGCAUGUUGAUAAAUCCCUCGAUCAACUCCCUGAGACAUUCAAUAUCAAGAAGUUGAAUGGCGUGGCACAGGGCGCUUAUAAACAUUAUGAUGCCACUGCAAUGCAUGGGCUUCCUGUUGGUAUUCAGGUUGUCGGCCAGAGGCUACAAGAGGAGAAAGUCUUGGCUGUUAUGAAGAGGAUUGAGGAGGCGCUCGGGAAUGAGAAAUAUCAGCUACUGGAGAUUGAUUAA
Molecule: messenger RNA, 1692 nt
Organism: Venustampulla echinocandica
Lineage: Eukaryota; Fungi; Ascomycota; Leotiomycetes; Helotiales; Pleuroascaceae
Product: Amidase signature (AS) enzyme
Exons: 4
Coding region: 1-1692 (563 amino acids)
Source: RefSeq, a predicted model, not a curated record